GUUACCACCUGUUGCUGAGUACAAAGGUUAGAGCAGAACAAGUUGUUGCUCCGCUGUAAUACUCCUUAUCCAUGUUAAAGGUAUAGCUGUAAUCUACACAGUCAAGUUUUCUGCUGUUGUCAAAAAUACAUAAAAGGGAACAGUUAAAUGAGAAAAUAUAUCUUGUUCUUUUCAGGCUAUGAAAAUGGAAUUCCGUCUGCUAAUGCUGUGCAUAGGAAUCUUUUCUACAAAAAUAUGCAAGGUUUUUUCUUGCAGCUCAAUUCCUGUGAAUCUUCAAAGCAACACCACUGUCCUUAAUGCAACACACCUUAACAUUACUUUGGAUGAAUGUGAUCAAAAAGCUCUAUUUCAAUAUGAAAACUUAACAGAACUUAUCCUGGAUGAGAACAAUAUUGUCUCCAUACCAAACAAUUUUUUUUCUGGACUUCCAAAACUUGAAGUUUUAAGACUGAAAAAUAACUUGAUACAAAAUAUUUACGAAAUGUCAUUUGAAGGGUUGCAACAAUUGCGAAUAUUAGACCUCAGCUACAACCAAAUCUAUCAAGUCCCUUACAACAUCAGUUUAUCUUCUCAACAUCUUACUGCCUUGUACUUACAAAACAAUAACUUGACAAGCCUUGAUAUCAGUCUAGCAUUAAAUGAAUUGAACAACAUAAAAAUAUCUCUGAAUGGGAAUCCAUGGAAUUGUGGCUGCUCUCUUGUGAAUUUGUCCUUGUGGUUAAAUGACGGCAGAGUGAAGCUUGAAAAUGAAGAUUUAACUCUCUGUGCCACACCACAGAACAUGGUAACUCACAGAAUAAAGGAAUUGAAAGCAGACCAAUUAAACUGCCAAGACAAUAUCGUUGAGCCAGAGACCCAUACUCCAGUACUAACCUCUGUUUUAUCUACAACAGUCAACGGAACAGUCAGCACACUAAAAAAAGGGAGUAGUUGGACAUUUCUGGUGGGAGUGAUAGCUGUUGGCAUUGUUACUUCAUUAUUGAUAUUAUUUGCUGUUAAAUUUCCUAAGUGGUAUGAGUACCUGUUAAGUUACAAUCACCAGCGUUUGAAGGAAGAAGAACCCUACACAUUUGAGGAAGAGUUUAAUGUAGAUUUGGACAUGAAAACUACUGAUCUAACCAAUGAAGAAGACAAAACUAUAGUUCUUUUUGAACAAACACAUUCAUUUGUUGCAGAAGAAGAUGGAUUUAUUGAAGACAAAUACAUUGAAGAACGAGAUAUAAGAGAGGAAAUUUAAUAGGAACACUAAAAUCCUCAUGUAAACAUGAGGUGUACAAAUAUGUGUGGAAAAAAUAUGUUUUCUUACAUAAAUAUUUUCAGAUUUGACAAAAAAAAUGUGCAAAGUAAUGAGGCACAUGCUAUUUGCAUGAUACUUCAAUAAAGAUGCUGUGCUACCUUUCUCAAUGGAUGUUCAAGAUUUGUUUACAACACAGGGUUUAUAGUCCAAAAUAAAUCAUUAAGAACUGGAAAAUGUAAAAUAUGCUGCAAAAUAUAUUCUGUGAAUUUAAUAGUAACACUUGACAAAUAUUAAUAUGGUUAAAAAGAACUGCUAAUUUCAAAUGGAUGCUUCCUCACCAGUCAGGAAGCACACAUAAGCUCAAUAAUUCCUUGCAUAGUGCCUCAUGUGACACAGGAUAGUGGAAAAAAUGCACAGUUCAAAGUAAAUAACAAAUUGCAGAUUUAAAAAAGAAAAAG
Messenger RNA from Pelobates fuscus (common spadefoot toad), 1695 nucleotides. It is a transcript of the gene LRRC19, whose product is annotated as leucine rich repeat containing 19. Gene Ontology annotation, molecular function: protein binding; signaling receptor activity. Bases 179 to 1237 code for a protein of 352 amino acids. Gene Ontology annotation, biological process: interleukin-8 production; positive regulation of non-canonical NF-kappaB signal transduction. Gene Ontology annotation, cellular component: plasma membrane. NCBI's taxonomy places the organism in Eukaryota, Metazoa, Chordata, Amphibia, Anura, Pelobatidae. The record is from RefSeq and is a predicted model, not a curated record. The transcript has 5 exons.